Ricinus communis (castor bean) is the source of this 1491-nucleotide messenger RNA. Its product is annotated as two-pore potassium channel 1. Gene Ontology annotation, molecular function: potassium ion leak channel activity. The record is from RefSeq and is a predicted model, not a curated record. Bases 259 to 1314 code for a protein of 351 amino acids. Gene Ontology annotation, cellular component: plant-type vacuole membrane. Lineage: Eukaryota; Viridiplantae; Streptophyta; Magnoliopsida; Malpighiales; Euphorbiaceae. The transcript has 3 exons. Gene Ontology annotation, biological process: potassium ion transmembrane transport; stabilization of membrane potential.
AUAAAGAAUAGCAAGCUAUUUUAAGUUAGAGAGAAAGAGCCAUGUCCAAAAUGACAAUUCUGCCAACAGAACUUAUGGUGAUUACAAGUUAUAUGAACGAACUUGCCUGGAAAUUUCUCAUCUAGAAAGACUAAUGCUAUAAGCCUGCUUCCAUCAGCAACUCUUGUUCGGUAUUUCAUUGCAAAUUUUCUCUGGAAGGUCAAUUUGGAACUUGUUAGUGAGGUCUUCCAAGGCUGAAAAAUUUGCUAUACUAUCUUAAUGGCAUCCGAUAGUGCAAAAGAGAAAAUACUGUCUGGAUUAGUAGAACCCACCCCUCAAACAAAUAAUGCAUACGGCUCCAACAGAGGAAGAUUUUUCAGUGUUAAAUUUGCUGAUCCUCUAGCAGAGCUUAUUCCUAAACAUUUUGCUAGCAAGGUUUCACUCCGACAUCCUGCAUACAUUUUUGGGAAACUCCAUCCUAGUAUUACGAACUUGGCUGUGGCUUUGGCGGUCUAUUUGGGUGUUGGCACCUUAUGCUUUUACUCUGUCCUGGAUGAUAUCAAAGGAAACAAAGAAAAUCCAAUGAUUGAUUCUCUAUAUUUCACCGUCACAACUUUGAGCACCGUAGGAUAUGGGGACCUAGUGCCCAACAGUACCUUUGUGAAGGUGCUUUGCUGUGUAUUUGUUGUCAUAGGGAUGGCACUUGUGGGAUUAAUAAUGAGCAAAGCAGCAGAUUACAUAGUAGAGAAGCAGGAAAUGUUGCUUGUUAACUCCCUAGACAAGCAUCAAAAAAAUGGCCCUUCUAAAAUCAUGGGGAUGGAAACCAACAACGUGAUCUAUAACUGCCUUUUGGCCGGGGCCGUUCUUUCAAUUUUUAUGUUUGUCGGAACCAUAUUCUUAUACGUAUUUGAAGGUUUGGACUUCAUUGAUUCCAUCUAUUGUAUCUGUACAACCAUCACAACCCUAGGUUAUGGAGACAAAGCGUUCGCAAGUGCCGGGGGGCGACUUUUUGCUGUACUUUGGAUACUGAUCGGUACGUUUGGUUUGGGUCAGCUCCUCAUGUACGUUGCUGAGAUAUUGACUGAAAGCAGACAAAGGGCACUGGUUAACUGGGUCACUAACUGGAGGAUGACCAACCUAGUCCUGAAUGCAGCUGAUAUUGAAAAUGAUGGAGUUGCCGAGACUGCUGAGUUUGCUGUACAUAAGCUUAAAGCGAUGGGGAGGAUUAGCCAAGAGGAUAUCUCACGUUUAAUGAAAGAGUUUGAGGAUCUUGACGUCCAUAAAUGUGGGUUCUUGUCAGCAUCCGACUUGGUGUUUGCUCAAACAAAGAGGUGAUCUGAGCCAUCAAAGAAAUGGCCAUCAGCUUUAUACAACAAGAAGAAAAAAAAAAAAAAAACCGAAAUCAUGUACUUUACUAAGUUUGUCUCCUUUAUCUAAGGCUCUAGUUUCUACAGGGCAGCUUAAACUUGAUGUUGUGUACGCCAGUUAAUGAAAAUGUUUGUUUAUGAACAA